AUGUACUGGAAUGCGUGCAAGUACACAAGUGAAGAGCAAGUUUGUGAGUACGCAAGGAACGUGUCGUUCGAUUGGCGGCGAGGUGAGGGCAAGAUCUCCAAGCAGCAAUGGUUCUCAAGAGUAGUCGGUGAGCACGGUCGUAGGCCAGACCAUGAUAACAUUAUCGAGCCGUGUGUGCUGCGCACCAUGAUGGAGCAGUCUUGGCGGGUUCCUGACCAUGUGUACACGCUCCGCGUCGUGGCGGCAACCUCCCUGCGAGCCAGAAAGCCGUCAGGUGCACUCCAGAGGACCCCAGCUGUGGUGGUCGCCGCCGCCUGCAACUGCUGCUUGAUCAUGGUUCGAGUCCCGCUGGCAGCUUUGCUGCUGUCUUUGCUGUUCCGCGCAGGCGCGCCGCUGCUCUGCUACGUGUGCGACGCCGCGGAGGACCCGUCGUGCGCCGACCUGUCGUCCAGCCUGUACUUCCGGUUCCGCCACCUGGGCAAGUGCAAGGGCUUCGUGGACGAGGACGGCUGGCCGAUCGGGCGGCCGCUCUGCUACAAGACCGGCCGCCCAGGCGCCGUGAGGCGGGGCUGUCUGUCCGCCGAGCCGCAGGCGUGCCUGGGCGAGCCCUGCAACGUGUGCGACUCCAACGGCUGCAACGGCUCCGCCGCCUCCGGUCGCAGCUGCCCGUCCUUCCUGUGGAGCGCGCUGCUGCCCGCCGCGCUGUCUGCGGCGCGGCGCCUGCUGCCCGCGGUACUGCGCCUGCUGGCCCGGUGGCCCGCGGUACUGCGCCUGCUGGCCCGGUGGCCCGCGGUACUGCGCCUGCUGGCCCGGUGGCCCGCGGUACUGCGCCUGCUGGCCCGGUGGCCCGCGGUACUGCGCCUGCUGGCCCGGUAG
Messenger RNA from Bacillus rossius redtenbacheri, 876 nucleotides. RefSeq lists its product as uncharacterized. The record is from RefSeq and is a predicted model, not a curated record. Lineage: Eukaryota; Metazoa; Arthropoda; Insecta; Phasmatodea; Bacillidae. The coding region runs from base 1 to 876 and encodes 291 amino acids. The transcript has 7 exons.